Molecule: messenger RNA, 4660 nt
Organism: Nerophis ophidion (straightnose pipefish)
Lineage: Eukaryota; Metazoa; Chordata; Actinopteri; Syngnathiformes; Syngnathidae
Product: SKI family transcriptional corepressor 1 homolog-B-like
Exons: 8
Coding region: 169-2193 (674 amino acids)
Biological process (GO): negative regulation of transcription by RNA polymerase II; negative regulation of BMP signaling pathway
Cellular component (GO): nucleus; transcription regulator complex
Molecular function (GO): RNA polymerase II cis-regulatory region sequence-specific DNA binding; SMAD binding; DNA-binding transcription factor activity, RNA polymerase II-specific
Source: RefSeq, a predicted model, not a curated record
CAACAGGAUGGAGGCGCCUUGUCUUCUGCAGCACAUGUACUAAUAAAGUCCACUUUUCUCAGCUUUUAUUCUUUUUUUUCCCUACAGCCAUUGGAGGAGGUCAUCGUUUGAAGCACUACAAGCCUCACUCCAGCUUUCCAUGUGAUUGCACAAACCCCCCCCCCAGGAAUGGAGUCGAUGCCCGGACGAGAAUCCCGCAGCUCCUCCCCGAGUCCCAAGCAGGACGCGCACCCCAACCCGCUGAAGCCCAACCAGGUGAGCGAGACGUCCCUGUACGGAGUGCCCAUAGUCUCCCUGGUGAUCGACGGCCGGGAGCGGCUGUGCCUGGCCCAGAUCUCCAACACCCUGCUGAAGAACUACAGCUACAACGAGAUCCACAACCGGCGGGUGGCGCUGGGCAUCACCUGCGUGCAGUGCACCCCCGUCCAGCUGGAGCUGCUGCGGCGCGCCGGCGCCAUGCCCAUCUCGUCGCGGCGCUGCGGGAUGAUCACCAAGCGGGAGGCCGAGCGCCUGUGCAAGUCCUUCCUGGGCGCCCACAGCCCGCCCAAACUCCCGGAGAACUUCGCCUUCGACGUCUCCCACGAAUGCGCGUGGGGCUGCCGCGGCAGCUUCAUCCCGGCGCGCUACAACUCCUCCCGCGCCAAGUGCAUCAAGUGCGGCUUCUGCAGCAUGUACUUCUCCCCCAAUAAGUUCAUCUUCCACUCGCACCGCACGCCGGACUCCAAGUACAUGCAGCCGGACGCCGCCAACUUCAACUCGUGGAGGCGCCACCUCAAGCUGACGGAGAAGAAACCCUCAGAGGACAUCAACCACGCCUGGGAGGACGUCAAAGCCAUGUUUAACGGCGGCAGCAGGAAGCGGACACUCCCGGUGCAGGCGGGGUCCCUCAAGCCCCAGGCUUCCUCCGCCCUCGGCCGCGCCGCAACGCCGCCGGACGCGGCGCGCAAACGCCUACGCGGCGGCGGCGGCGGCGACGACGACCCAGGAGCGACGGCGACGACGCACCCGUGUGCCGCGCGGAGCUACCCGCUCAUUCCCGUGCCGAGUAAAAACUUCAGCAUGCUGCAAAAAAUCCCCCCGCCUUUGUUCCCGCACCCGCCUUACGGCUUCGCGGGCUACGGCUUGUGUCCCAAAAAGAGCGACUGCGUGCCGGACGUCAGCAAAGCCAGCGUGCCUGGCGUCUUUUGGCCCGCCGGCAAGGACGCCAUAUACCCGGCCUUCCCCGUCUUCUGGCCCGCGGCGGGCGGCCUUCCGAUGCCGCCUUACCCCAAGCCCCCGGAGGUCCCCGCAGGCCCGGAUUUGUCACUGCCAGACCCCAGCGAGCGGGGCUCAAACAGCAACAAAGAAGCGGCGUCCAUCAACAGGAACGACGAGGACAAGUCCGUCGACGACACCCCGCACCGGAAGAUCGGUUACAUCUCCGCCUUCCGGCCGGUCGUCAAGGACGCGGAGACCAUCGCCAAGCUCUACGGGAGCCGGGAUGGCUACGGUUACAUGUCCCCGGACUUCAUCAGCGAGACCUCCAGCUACAAGUCCGUGUCCCCGGACAGAGACACGGUGGAAGAGGAGGAGGAGGACGACGACGACCCGGACGUGGACGUGGAGUCCAAUCGGGGAGAAGAGGACGAGGAGCAGAUCCGUGGAACAGCCGAGGAGCAGCUGGCGCCUUGCAGCCCCGCAGCAUCAGCAUCGCCGCGGGACUCGCACGGCGCAUCGUCCGAGGAGGGGGAUGGAUCUCCGCUUCAUCAGGUGUUUGUGCAUGAUAAGGUGAUAGAGGCGUUUGAGUCAUCGAGCUGCAGUCCCUGCAGAUCAGAAGGUGUGCAGCACCUGCCUGAACCGCAACGCAACAUCACAUAUCAGCAGCAAAAGGACAAACCAGCCAACGGAGCUUUACGCAUCGACAUAAGCGUGCAUGAACGAGAUCUGGAGAGGAUGGCCAAAGAGGAGUUGCAGAAGCAACUUGUGGAGCAGAUGGAGCUGCGGAAAAAGCUGGAGCGAGAGUUUCAACAUUUAAAAGAUAAUUUUCAGGAUCAAAUGAAGCGUGAGCUGUCCUACAGAGAGGAAAUGGUCCAGCAGCUGCAGUUUGUUAGAGAAGCUCACGACGCCCUUCACCAUUUCUCCUGCAAGAUGUUGACCCCUCGCCAGUGUAGUGGAGCCUGCACCACCUUUAAACCCCCGCUGCUGCCUCCUUGAAGUGCGACACACACACACACACACACACUUUCACCGUCUAGACCAGGAGUGUCCAAACUUUUUGUUGGCCGCAUAUUGACAAAUGACAGGAUAAUCCAUUUUGUACAUUAAAGGCCUACUGAAACCCACUACUACCCACCACAAAGUCUGAUAGUUUAUAUAUCAAUGAUGAAAUAUAAACAUUGCAACACAUGCCAAUACGGCCGGUUUAGUUUACUAAAUUGCAAUUUUAAAUUUCCCGUGUGUUUCUUGUUGAAAACGUCGCGAAAUGAUGACGCGUACACGUGACGUCACAGACAGUUAGGAAAUAUUAGCGCUGCACACACACACAGCUAAAAGUUGUCUGCUUUAACCGCAUGAUUACACAGUAUUCUGGACAUCUGUGUUGCUGAAUCUUUUGCAAUUUGUUCAAUUAAUAAUGGAGGAGUCAAAGUAGAAAGAUCGAGUUGGGAAGCUUUAGCCACACAAACACACAGUGGUUCCUUGUUUAAAAUUCCCGGAGGUGAAGCUUUACUAUGGAUCAGAGCGGUCAAGCGAACAUGGAUCCCGACCAAAUGUCAACCAGCAGUUUUUGGUGAGAAAAUUGUGGUAAAAAGACGCCACUUACCGGAGAUCAGCUGAGCUUGUGCCGUCCAUAAUGCUGCCGUCGACUUGCAUCAGACACUAGCCUCAACACACCCGUGGAGACACCCUUCCGACUAUCAGGUACUGUUAAACUCACUAAAACACUAGCAACACAAUAGAAAGAUAAGGGAUUUCUCAGAAUUAUCCUAGUAAAUGUGUCUAAAAACAUCAGAAUCCGUCCCAAUCCAAUCACGUUUUUUUUUUUCCUCUUCGCUAUGAAUACCCUCAAACACAAAUCUUUCAUCCUCGCUUAAAUAAAUGGGGAAAUUGUCAUUUUCUCGGUCCAAAUAGCUCUUCAUGUUGGAGGCUCCCAUUAAAAACAAUGUGAGGAUGUGAGGAGCCAUCAUCGUCUGCUACGUCCGGUAAAGGCAGGGCUUUUCUGUUAGCGACCAAAAGUUGCGAACUUUAUCGUGGAUGUUCUCUACUAAAUCUUUUCAGCAAAAAUAUGGCAAUAUCGUGAAAUGAUCAAGUAUGACACAUAGAAUGGACCUGCUAUCCCCGUUUAAAUAAGAAAAUCUAAUUUCAGUAGGUCUUUAAUGAUGCUGAAACCAAUCUACUGUCGGCCAUAAUUGUAAAAGUAUCUGAACUUACUUUGUCUUUUAGGUGCCACUUCAUACAUCUCAUUAACAAUGAAGUCAUUAGAGCAGGGGGCGGGAACCUUUUUGGCAGAGAGAGCCAUAAAAGCCAAAUGUUUUAAAAUGUAUUUCCGUGAGAGCCGUAUCAUAUUUUUUAACACUGCCUAAUGCGUGCAUUUUUUAAGUAAAACCAACAUUUUUAGAAUAUAGUAAGUCUCUAAAUUAUUUUUAAUAUUAUUUCUUGAACAGGUGCGGUAGAAAACAGUUGGAUGGAUUAAAAUACAUGAGAAUGUUUUAUAUUUUGAACGUUAUUUUUAACAUCGUGAUUACCAGCGGAAUUAUUCAUUACUUAUCGUGUUAAGCAAUGUCAGCUAAGAUUUAUCUGAGAGCCAGAUGUAGUCAUCAAAGGAGCCACAUCUGGCUCUAGAGCCAUAGGUUCCCUACCCCUGCAUUAGAGUUUUCAGAAUGUGGGCCAAUAAAAGAAAAUGGACUCUGUUCUGAGUCCGAGCCAAACAGCAACACGUGCAACUCUCUACAAUAUGAAUCAUUUUUCCCCCUCAACAUUGGUGCAUUAUGUAAUAAAAUCAUGCUUUUUCACCUCACUGUGUACAUAAUAACGCUGGAAUUAAUCUAGCGCCUUUUGUAAUCAAAUGAUUGAAUAACCUGUGAGGUAUUGCAAAAGUUAUUACAAAAUGUUUUUUAACGUGAUUAACCUUUGAACUUGAUGCCUUAAUCAGAAAAAAAAUCUAUUGCUACACCUCAAAACAUUUACUCUUUAUGCAAAUUAAUUAGGGAAUACGUCCAUCCAUUGUAACUUUAUUUAUUGUCAAGGAUAAUGGAUUAUAAAUUACAUAAAUUAUUUAUUAGUGACAUGAAAGUUUUGGAAGACAUACGCUCAUGCAAUAUGGAUUAUGUUAUAACACCAUUAUAUACAUAAUACUAUGAAUAAAAAAAUACAAUUAUGAAACAGAAAAAAUAUAUAUUAAUUUAGUGCGUUUUGUUAACAAAUGAUUGAAUAACUUGUUAGGUAUUGCAAAGGUUAUUACAAAAUGUGGGUGAUGCUCUUUUUUAACGUGAUAAACCAUUAAAAUUGAUGUCUUAAUCAGAAAAACAACUAUUGCUACACCUCAAAACAUUUACUCUUUAUGCAAAUUCAUUAGGAAAUACAUCCAUCCAAUGCAGUGGUUCUUAAACUUGUUGGAGUUUCAUAUGCACAUACACCGAACCCUUCUUAGUGAAAAAUAAAAUGUUUUUUUUUUCAAAUUCAA